AUGAGUAUUUUAAGUUGGAACUGUCAGGGGUUUGGGAACCAACGUGCAGUCGAUGUUCUCUCUCAUCUUAUGAAGGAAACAACUCCCAAGAUUUUGUUUCUAAUAGAGACAAAACAGUCAGUGGAUGAAAUGCGACAGAUACAAUCUGACUUACCAUACCGUUGCAUGCUUGUUGUAUCGAGUGUCCGCCGGAGCGAUGGACUAGCAUUACUGUGGAAGGAAGAAGUGGAUUUGCAUAUCCAAACAUACUCACCACACCACAUUGAUGCUCUUAUCCACAAUGGUAAUGACCCCACAUGGAGACUAACUAGAUUCUAUGGCUGGCCAGAGGAGCAAAAUAAACAUGAAUCUUGGCGGCUUUUGAAACACCUUUACUCUAGGCUUCCAGACCCGUGGUUAUGUUGUGGAGACUUUAAUGAGAUCCUACACUUAGGGGAGAAACAAGGAAGUCGUCUGAAGUCACUUCAACCGAUGCAAGAGUUUCAGAGUACCUUGUUAUGUUGUGGCCUAGUUGACUUGGGGUUCCAAGGGAACCAAUACAAUUGGAACAAUGGUUGCCCUAGAGAUGCUUUCAUGCAGGAACGUUUGGAUACGGCAUGCGCAUCAGCUGAAUGGCGAGAGCUUUUCCCUCAUGUCAAGGUGUCUCAUCUCCAAGCAUCUUAUUCUGACCAUAUACCAAUCCUAAUCAACAUCACAGGCCUAGACCAACGGGGUAGGAGGAAGAAAAUACCUCGACGUUUUGAGGAGAAAUGGGCAUCACAUGCUGAAUGCGAAAAUGUCAUUCGUCAGGCUUGA
Molecule: messenger RNA, 795 nt
Organism: Quercus robur (English oak)
Lineage: Eukaryota; Viridiplantae; Streptophyta; Magnoliopsida; Fagales; Fagaceae
Exons: 1
Coding region: 1-795 (264 amino acids)
Molecular function (GO): catalytic activity
Source: RefSeq, a predicted model, not a curated record